UUUGUUUUUAGUUUUUUUAAAAUUCAUUCUGUUUUUAAUUUUUUAAUUUUUAAUUCAUUGUGUUUUUUAUUUUACAGAUGCAGGCCAUCCGGAGGAAGCGGGAAUACCUCAGGGCAGCCAAUGCGUGGCUGCGCUGGGAGGACGUGGAGGGUGAAACCCUGGAAGGCGAAAAUGUUUUCGCCAUCCAGGAUCUCCAUAACCGGGCCGCCAAAUGGUUGGCGGAUUCCGAGGACGAGACCUACAUGCGCGGAGCUCGCUGGGAGGGAGGUGUCGGACCGGACACCCCAAGAGCCCACUGGAUCCGCGCUCUGAGGCGCGAGGCGCGGGAGCUGGAGGCCGAGGGUGAGCAGGCGCUCACCCUGUACGACGUGGAGGAUACCUGGGCGCUCAGGGUCCUCUUCGGUGACGAGCCCGCCCAGCCCGACCUGACCCAGGAGAAUUGGGACCUGGAGCAGUGGGACUGAGGCCACUGCCCCCCCCCCCAAUAAUAAAUUAA
Messenger RNA from Diachasmimorpha longicaudata, 496 nucleotides. RefSeq lists its product as uncharacterized. NCBI's taxonomy places the organism in Eukaryota, Metazoa, Arthropoda, Insecta, Hymenoptera, Braconidae. The record is from RefSeq and is a predicted model, not a curated record. Bases 78 to 464 code for a protein of 128 amino acids. The transcript has 2 exons.